UGUUGUAUUAAGUCGUUCUCAGCAAAGCUUGUAGCAGGAUGUCGGGCCGUGGCAAGCAGGGCGGGAAAGCACGGGCUAAGGCUAAGUCGCGCUCCUCGCGGGCCGGGCUGCAAUUCCCGGUGGGCCGGGUGCAUCGGUUGCUCCGGAAAGGUAAUUAUGCGGAGCGGGUCGGAGCCGGGGCCCCGGUCUACUUGGCGGCCGUGCUGGAGUACCUGACGGCCGAGAUCCUGGAGCUGGCGGGCAACGCGGCGCGAGACAACAAGAAGACGCGCAUCAUCCCCCGCCACCUGCAGCUGGCCAUCCGCAACGACGAGGAGCUCAACAAGCUGCUGGGCAAAGUGACGAUCGCGCAGGGCGGCGUCCUGCCCAACAUCCAGGCCGUGCUGCUGCCCAAGAAGACCGAGAGUCACAAGGCCAAGGCCAAGUAAGCCUGGCGGCGGAGGAAAGCCAAAAUUUGCCGCCUGAGGAAAAAUUCUAAAGGCUCUUUUCAGAGCCACACACACAGUCGAGAAAGGGCGAGCCUAUCUCUAAGCGCCGGGGGGUGGGACUGAGCACAAACAGUGUUCGGGACCACGAUGGCUGGGACGCGUUUAUAAAACGCUUGUCUAGGGGAGGAUUGUGGGGGGCACCAGGAAUGUUCGUCGCCCCGUGAGUAACACGUAGCAGCGGCAGGCUUUUGGGUAAAGAUGAUUAGGGUUCCUAGUGCUCAGUCACUUCCUUAUCUCAAGCCUUAACCGUAGAACACCAGCUAAAGAGAACUAUCCGCGCCUUCCCCAGAGUGCCGCGGGGGUUGGGGGUGAGCGCAGACCGCGGGCUUUUCACAUUUACCCGCCGUUCCCACCUUUCCCCAGGAGGCGGCAGAAACUACCGGUCUGGGGUCGGUUUCUUUGCUCCCGUCUCUAGUUGCUCCUAGUUUGUGUCCGCAUAUACAUUUCAUGUAACUCUUCAAUGCACC
Alligator mississippiensis (American alligator) is the source of this 955-nucleotide messenger RNA. RefSeq names its product histone H2A-IV. Gene Ontology annotation, molecular function: structural constituent of chromatin; protein heterodimerization activity; DNA binding. The record is from RefSeq and is a predicted model, not a curated record. The transcript has a single exon. Gene Ontology annotation, cellular component: nucleosome. Lineage: Eukaryota; Metazoa; Chordata; Crocodylia; Alligatoridae. The coding region runs from base 39 to 428 and encodes 129 amino acids.